AUGGCGGACGCAAGCGAAGAUGGAGACACAAGAGCUGGUCAGACAGCAUCAAAGGAUGGGACGGACACGACAAUGGUCGGAACUCUUGAGAACCACCGCCAACGGAUCAUCCUGGAGGAGGUUGUCUGUUUAUUCUGCUCUUGGGUGACCUCAUUUACAACUGAAUCCAUAACCGCUCUCCUUUUCCUAACCCGAAUCUUUACACCCCCCACGCACACUCUCUCUGUUUCCAAACAAUCAAAAAGUGUAAUCAUAUCUAUCUAUCUAUCUAUCUAUCUAUCUAUCUAUCUAUCUAUUUCAUCCAUUUCAUUAUCUAUCUAUCUAUCUAUCUAUCUAUCUAUCUAUCUAUCUAUCUAUCUCAUCCAUUUCAUUAUCUAUCUAUCUAUCUAUCUAUCUAUCUAUCUAUCUAUCUAUUUCAUCCAUUUCAUUAUCUAUCUAUCUAUCUAUCUAUCUAUCUAUCUAUCUAUCUAUCUAUCAUCCAUUUCAUUAUCUAUCUAUCUAUCUAUCUAUCUAUCUAUCUAUCUAUCUAUCUAUCCAUUUCAUUAUUUCUAUUAUCUAUCUAUCUAUCUAUCUAUCUAUCUAUCUAUCUAUCUCAUCCAUUUCAUCCAUUUAUCAUUAUCUCUAUCUAUCUAUCUAUCUAUCUAUCUAUCUAUCUAUCUAUUUCAUCCAUUUCAUUAUCUAUCUAUCUAUCUAUCUAUCUAUCUAUCUAUCUAUCUAUCUAUCUAUCUAUCUCAUCCAUUUCAUUAUCUAUCUAUCUAUCUAUCUAUCUAUCUAUCUAUCUAUCUAUCUAUCUAUCCAGCUCUGGCUGUUGAUAUCAAUAUCCCUAUUCUGAUCUUUUUCUUUCUUUCUUUUUUAUUUUUCUUUUCUUCUCCUUUUUUCGUUUACUUUUCUUGUCCCAUCUUUUCAGAACUACUAAAUCCCUUACCUUUCUUUAUCCAACAGACAGUCUCAUCUUUAUUGGUUACCUCACUAUUUGUUGUUUCAUUCGUCUUCGUCCGACAUUUUGAUUCCAUUUUUCGCGCCAGUCUCUCAUCAUUCGUUGGUCAGAUCAUGCUUCCUUUAUCGAUUUCUUAUUCUGCUUGCCUCGUCGUCGCCGGAAGAAAUUUUCCCCGAUGGAGACUCUCCAGGCAUCAUCUAAAUUACCAGUGGCCUUUGGCAGAGGAGGAAGCAAUCCUGCGUUUGAACCCCUUCAAAAAUCUCUGUCAACUGCUAGGUACUAACCAAAUCGUACAGGAACCGGUUCUCUUCUUUCAUCUUUAUCUAUCUCAGUAUGUUUCUAUCUAUCUAUCUAUCUAUCUAUCUAUCUAUCUAUCUAUCUAUUUAUCUAUCUAUCUAUCUAUCAUCUCUUUUAUUUUAUUUUAUUUCUGCCUUCGAAAUUCUUCUUCUCUUUCGGAAUUACAUAAAAUAGCAAAACGUCAAAUUCUAUCUCGGUCUGCUUCUAUCUAUCUAUCUAUCUAUCUAUCUAUCUAUCUCAGUCUGCAUCUAUCUAUCUAUCUAUCUAUCUAUCUAUCUAUCUAUCUAUCUAUCUAUCUCAGUCUGCUUCUAUCUAUCUAUCUAUCUAAGUCUGCAACUAUCUAUCUAUCUAUCUAUCUAUCUAUCUAUCUCAGUCUGCUUCUAUCUAUCUAUCUAUCUAUCUAUCUAUCUAUCUAUCUAUCUAUCUCAGUUUGCUUCUAUCUAUUUCAGUUUGCUUCUAUCUAUCUAUCUAUCUCUCUAUCUCUCUAUCUAUCCCAGUCUGCUUCUAUCUAUCUAUCUAUCUAUCUAUCUAUCUAUCUAUCUAUCUAUCUACGGACAGAAUUAUUUACCACACUUCCAUAA
Molecule: messenger RNA, 1815 nt
Organism: Acanthosepion pharaonis
Lineage: Eukaryota; Metazoa; Mollusca; Cephalopoda; Sepiida; Sepiidae
Source: the annotation of a GenBank genome assembly